AUGAGGGACUCAGAGGGAGAGAGAUGCGAUGAUCACACGUUCGGCGCCGCCCAUUUCGGGUGUGACGCAGGUUGGACGCAGGCACAUUCUCACGACCUCUCGGGAGGGAUUGAUCUUUCGGAUUCCUCCAUUGGAGGCCCCUUGGUUGAAACUUUGGUAUUUGGACUCGUGACCGACGCGUUGGCCAAAUACGCCAAAUACAUCCAAACACGACCUAUUAUUGCCACAGUGCUUUGGGGGCGAGACACGCCCUUGUACAAUACAUCCAAUCCCAGGCUAAGCUUUCUUGAAUCGCGUCGUGGUCUUUCCGCGACUUUGAAUUUCUACUUCGCUAAGUACAACUAUUGCUCAAUUCAAGUUCCCAACGGCCGCAGACUGAGUUUGCGUACAAGAAGGGUCAAGGAGUUUGGUUACGACCGUGUUACCGGUGAGUAUAUGCGUCCAAAAUGUAUCGCAUUCGUUGCUAAUGGCUUGGGAAUGCUCAAGGGCUUUCCAUCUUCUGGAUUGCGCGCUGUUGAGCUGAGAUCUGCAUUUACUGCUAAGAACACCCGAGACCCGUAUUUCCGAUUGUGGGCGCUGGAAUGGACUGGGUUAGGUGGAGCACAGCUAAAUUCAAUAACAAUUGUUUCUGGCCUACAACGGUACAUCCCAGCCUAUCCUAGCAGAUCCCAGUCAAGCCCAGAAGAAAUCAAAAAUUUGAUUAUCGCUUCCUCUCAACCUCUCCAGAACCAGAAAUCUUCUGGAAAGUGGCAAAAAUCUGGCUUCAGCCGACGAUUUCUGGAGGUCCAGCUCAGGGCGACUUCUCCCGGAUAUUUGUUGUCGCCGGGUCCUGUGACUCAUGGCCGCGCCAAGGCCGCGCUAGAUUUCUUCGAUUCUGUAACACGUGAUCGACAAAUUGGUACCGUAACGCAGGGGCCUCUCCUAGACAGACUUCGAUAUAUGUGA
Molecule: messenger RNA, 945 nt
Organism: Laccaria bicolor S238N-H82
Lineage: Eukaryota; Fungi; Basidiomycota; Agaricomycetes; Agaricales; Hydnangiaceae
Exons: 6
Coding region: 1-945 (314 amino acids)
Source: RefSeq, a predicted model, not a curated record